AUGGCGGGUAUAAUUCGAAAUGUUUUGAAGAAUGGUCAUUUUUCGAACAUUUGUUGUAGAGGUAUAUUAACAAGAUCAACGCUACAGCUGUUUAGUUCUCAAAGGAUUUUAACAAGACCUCUUGCAACAAAAUAUGGCCAGGACAUAAUCCUAUACCAUUAUGAGCGUUAUGGGUUCUAUAAAAUACUUGCUGUGGCCUCACUGAGUCAGCUGGUUUUCUGGAGUUAUAUGUCAUAUGUCAUGUAUGUGUACAUACGACCAGCGUCACAGAUACUUCAAGAACAUAAACGGAAGAAUAAAACUGCAGAAAGUCAUGAUGAAUUUGAUGGGUUUAAAUAUUUCCCAAAAUUUUUACUGGAUUCAAAGACCCAAACUGUAGUCUCCAUAGCUUCCCUUGGAAUGGGAAUAUUGUUCUUUUUUACUGGAUGUUUGUACGCCUUACGGUCAGUAAAUCAACUAGUUCUCCUCAGAGACGGAGCACGUAUCAUUGUGAAAACGUAUACACCUGUUGGUAGCACGAAACAGUUUAGCGUUCCGCUCACUGAUGUAUCUUGUUUGGGAUCACGAUUGGACGAAAAAGCGUUUGUCGUUUUCAAAAUAAGAGAUCGUCGUUUCUACUACAUGUUGGAUAAACGUGGAGAAUUUAUGCAACCCACCAUUUUUGACACAACUGUUGGAGUAAAACGCUGGAACUUAUAACACUGAAGCUUCUAUGUAUAGUUCAUUUUAAUGGGAUUGUAUUCUCCAUAGAAAUUUUAUAUAGACAAACUACUACGACAGAAGCCAAACCAGAGUGGUUUGUCGACCCAUUUGUUUGGCUUUCUAUGCUAUUACGUUCUGAAAGAGCAGCCUCUGAUUUAAAUCUGCAGUUUUAAAUGUGAUAAGAUUCUCGAAAAUUGAUAUUAUCUAUUAAGAACGAAUUUUGCAAUAAAAAAAUAGAUUUAUUUCUGUUACUGUUUACGAGAAAUUUAGUAACUAUGUCAUUGAAAAUAAGCUAUCUAUCACU
This is a messenger RNA of Dendronephthya gigantea, 1006 nucleotides long. RefSeq names its product transmembrane protein 223-like. The record is from RefSeq and is a predicted model, not a curated record. NCBI's taxonomy places the organism in Eukaryota, Metazoa, Cnidaria, Anthozoa, Malacalcyonacea, Nephtheidae. The transcript is spliced from 5 exons. Bases 1 to 699 code for a protein of 232 amino acids. Gene Ontology annotation, cellular component: mitochondrion.